AUGUUUCCAACUCGAAAACAUCCUAUACCGGACCGAGGAUCGGACUCGCCAUUUCCGGAUUUGCAAUCCUAUGGCAAGGCUACUGGAAACCCCAUCGACAGUUACUUGCGCCAUCAAGUAUGCAGCACGGCCGUCACCGAAACGGACACCCCACUCGUCGUAAAGGACAUCGUCAAUAAAAUGGUGCUGGAGGACAGUAAAAUAUUCGAACGGAUCACUCUGGAGGGACCGGAACCCCCCUGGAUGCAAGGCCCCCUCAAGGUGGCAUUUCUGGGGGCCUCCGGCGUUGGUCGCACUAGUAUUUUGCAGCAAUUUUUCAAGCAUGACUUCCCGAAGACUCACGUUCGCACCAGCCGUCGGUCGGUGUACCGCAGCUGUCUGGUAUGCGACACAUGCAUCCGGGAGCUGAUGGUGAUCGAUGUGCCACCGCAGAGACGCUUUCCCGUCGACAAUCUCGCUGAGUGGAACAACGGCCACCCGCUGGGGCUCCGCACGGUGCACACCUACGUGCUCGUGUACGACAUGGGCAAUCUCGAGACGUUCCAGUACUGCCGCAGCAUGCGUGAUCAAAUUCUAGAAAGCUUUAAUCAUCGUGAUUUUAAAAUUAUGGUUGUGGGCAACAAGCUCGAUCUGGUAUCGGAAACCAUUCCGCACACUCAGGAAUUAAAGGAUAUCUCUACUUUGGUCCGCAAGCACUGGCGCUGCGGUUACGUCGAAUGUUCCGCAAAGUAA
This is a messenger RNA of Armigeres subalbatus, 732 nucleotides long. Its product is annotated as ras-like protein family member 10B. Lineage: Eukaryota; Metazoa; Arthropoda; Insecta; Diptera; Culicidae. The record is from RefSeq and is a predicted model, not a curated record. Gene Ontology annotation, molecular function: GTPase activity; GTP binding. The coding region runs from base 1 to 732 and encodes 243 amino acids. The transcript has 6 exons.